CACCCUCACCCCCACACCCAACCCCACCCACACUUGCACCAGGAGCCCCGUAUUCUUCCGCCCCCACAGCACCACGCGCGGCCAGUAAUCAGCCACCAGGUGCAUCACCCGCUGCAGUACAGCAGCCUCCACGACAUCAGCCACCGCAGCAGUCCAUUGGGUCUUCCCAAACAGCACUUGCCCCCAUCCCCUCACCACCACGUCAGCGGGCUCCCAUCCUCAGCCCCCGCCUUGCCUCUGUCUAUAGCCAAUCUCUCUACCUCGCACUAUUCCUCCCUACGGAGCCCAGCCCAUCGCCAUCCGGCCAUGUUUGCAACCCCAGCCACACUGCCGCCACCACCGACCUUACCGACCAACAGUUUAGUGGUGCCUGGGCACCCCGCCGGCACCCCCUACCCAGAGCAUGACCUCCUGAGGCAGGAGCUGAACAACCGCUUCCUGGUUCAGAGUUCAGAGCGGGGCCGGGGGCCGUCCGCCUCACCGCUGGCCCCCGUGUCGCUCCUGAGGGCCGAGUUUCACCAACACCAGCACAUGCACCAGCACCAACACACCCACCAGCACACCUUCACGCCCUUCCCCGCCAGUCUGCCCCCGGCCGCCAUCCUCACCCCGCCCACCGCACCCCCCAUGGUGCGAACCCAAGCCAGAAAUUUUGACAAAUACACCCCCAAACUGGACAACCCGUUCAUCAGACAUUCAAACUUCUUCCCUUCCUAUCCCCCCACCAUGCCAGGCAUGCCCCCGCUGCUCCCACACUCAGGACCCUUCAGCUCGCUGCAAGGAGCCUUCCAGCCCAAGGCGUCUAAUCCCAUCGACGUUGCGGGACGUCCUGGAGCGGUACCUCACACACUCCUACAGAAGGAUCCACGGAUAACAGAUCCAUUCAGGACAUCUGUUAGGAAACCUGGCAAGUGGUGCGCAGUGCAUGUCCAGAUCGCAUGGCAGAUCUACCACCACCAGCAGAAAAUGAAGCAAAUGCAGCUGGAUCCUCACAAACUAGAUAUGAAUGGAAAGCUGGACCUGUUCAGUCGGCCCCAAGCUCCAGGAGUGUUCCCAGGGUUUCCGUACACUCAUGACCUGGCACGACCCCUCUUCUCUUCCACAGGCUCCGGCCACCCUGCUCCCUCUCCGUACGGCCAUGUCCCCCACCCCAGCGGCUUCCUGCCUCCUAGCCAUUUGGCAGGUAAGUAUCCUUUCAGUCGCUCCAGUUCCUAUGGCGGCCUCGGCAACCUUUCAAGCAGUGCCUUCGGAGGAUUAGGCAACCCCUCGCUUGGGUCCAACAGCAUGUUUGGCACCAAGGAGGGGCCAGGAGGACUGCCCACGUUUGGCAGCCCCCACCACGACACCUGGAACAGACUUCGACGCACCCCGCCAUCUUUCCCCACCCCGCCACAGUGGCCCAAAACCGGAGAUGUUGAGAGAAGCAGCUCAGCCAACAGCCACGAGAGAGAGCGAGAGAGAGAACGGGAAAGAGAAAGAGAAAGGGAGAGGGAAAGAGAGAAAAGAGACUCGUCCAUCGGUAAAGAGGAGAAGGAUAAAGACAGGGAUUCUGUGGAUCGUAAUCGCCACUCCAACCGUUCAUCUCCCGCCUCGGCGCCAGUCAGCUACCAGAUCAGCAGCCUCAUUCGCACAAACAGCCAGAACUCCUGUGACUCGGGUCGACAUCACAGUGGCAGUGUGGAUCGGGUCCGUGAGGCGGAGAAGGAGCUGCUGGAGCGCCACAGAGAGUCUUCCACGCUGGGUGACGUGAAGGUGAAGGAGAGCCGCUCGCCCGGCAAGGAGAUGCUGGAGAGGAGAUGCUCGGAAGACUCCAUCAAACCCGCUCAACGCUCUCCUUCCCCGUACACCAAGGCCGUGAUCAAUGAGCAGGGCAUGAAGAUGGCAGGUGGGCCCCCGCCUACACUCAAGGACAGCGAGAGGAAAGAGCCCCCAUCCGCAGAGCUCCUGCACAAGGUGAAAAGUGACAUGAAGAUUAAGGAGGAGAGGAAGGAGGAGCAGGAGGUCGUGAUGGUGAGUUCCGAGCCCGCCCCCCAACCCCCAGCCCAAGCUCUCCCUGCUCAAAUCAGCCAGCCUGUAAACCCGCACCACCACCACCCACCUUUGUCCCAUCAGCCCCCUCUUCCGUCAUCACGCGGCUGUGACAUUCCAGCACCUGGCCUGCACGGUGUCCCCAUGGCGCACUCUCUGCCUCUGUCCAUGAGCGCCAUGCCCCAGAUGGGCAGCCUCAACGUGCUGGACCGGGCGCGCAUGGCUCCGUUCAUGGGAGUGAGCCCUCUGGCAGGAAGAGAACGCCUGCCCCACCCGGCCUUCCCCUGGGACCCACUCCGAGAGGCCUACCGCAGCCUGGACCUGCAGCGGCGCAUGGACUUCCAGCUCCGGGCCGAGCAGGGACAUCGCUUCCCCAGCGUGUACGAACAGGAGCGGGCGUACCGCGAGAGGGAGGCUCACGACUACUCGCACCACGAGCACCUGUUGGAGGUGCGCAGGGAGCACGAGAGGAUGAGACAGCAGGCGGAGGAGCGAGAGCGCCUCCACCUGAGAGAGGAGCUGGACAGAGCACGCCUCCAUCAGCUGCACCAGUCCCCCAUGGAGGGCCACCUACCCCACAUGCCCCCCUUUAUGCCCCACCUAGGCGGCAUGCCCUACCCGAGACUCAGCCCCUCCACCGGACACAAUGGCCCUUUGAACAGAACGCCCCCUACUGCCGCACUCAGUGCGCCCCCGCCCCUCGUGCCAGCCGGCAGUGCCAGGCCAGCCUCACCCAGGAGGACUACCCCCCUCACCACCCAGGACCCACGGGACUACUCCCCAUCUCGCAACCCCAAAGAGGUAGAGGCCCGGUAGCUUCUGAGAAAAGUGCACAAAGUCUUGUUAGACACACUCACA
Molecule: messenger RNA, 2886 nt
Organism: Perca flavescens (yellow perch)
Lineage: Eukaryota; Metazoa; Chordata; Actinopteri; Perciformes; Percidae
Product: autism susceptibility gene 2 protein-like
Exons: 13
Coding region: 307-2844 (845 amino acids)
Source: RefSeq, a predicted model, not a curated record